Molecule: messenger RNA, 1080 nt
Organism: Ctenopharyngodon idella (grass carp)
Lineage: Eukaryota; Metazoa; Chordata; Actinopteri; Cypriniformes; Xenocyprididae
Gene: prxl2c
Product: peroxiredoxin like 2C
Exons: 6
Coding region: 164-838 (224 amino acids)
Source: RefSeq, a predicted model, not a curated record
CGCGAAUCUCGCGUUACCAUUCCGCUAAAAUAGUUGGAAUGGAAUUAAUGGAUCAUAAUUAAUGUAUGUGAGCGGAUUGACUUUAUUUGUACAUGAUCCAGCAGGAAUGGGCGUGUCGGAGCAAACUUCCUAAAAUAACUCGUCUGGAAAGAGUCUGUUGCAAAUGGCUCCCGUUCUCCCGAUAACUCGACAGAUCGCUCGCGCAGGUCAUCAGGAGAGCAGACGAGAUCCACACGAUCUCUGCAUCUCUGAUGCCAGCGACUGCGUGAUUUUUGAUCGUCACGGUGUUUGUAAAACCUUCAACAGUUUGUUUCAACACGACAAAGCAAUAAUCAUUUUCGUGAGGAACUUCUUGUGUUACACAUGCAAAGAAUAUGUGGAGGAUUUGGGCAAAAUACCUCGGCAUAUGCUGCAGGAAUCGAAUGUCAGAUUGGUGGUGAUCGGACAGUCGUCAUGUUCUCAUAUUGAGGGUUUCUGCUCUCUGACAGGCUAUCACCAUGAAAUAUAUGUUGAUCCAGAGAGACAAAUUUACAGAAAACUUGGAAUGAGAAGAGGAGAGACAUACAUGGAGACACCUUCCAGCAGUCCACAUGUGAAGUCCAGCCUGCUCGUUGGCAGUCUGAAGAGUAUGUGGCGUGCCAUGACCAACCCUGCUUUUGACUUCCAAGGAGAUCCGUUGCAGCAAGGUGGAGCUCUUAUUGUAGGCCCAGGUCCAGAGGUUCAUUUUGCCCAUUUUGACAUGAAUCGGUUAGACCACAUGCCAAUCAACUGGCUGCUUCAGAUAGCAGGUCUUCAAACACUGGACUUCAGUGACUCCCACAAAAUCAUUCAUAUCUAAAAUAUUGACGUUAUACCAUGAUGGAACUGCACUGUAUGCUUGUAGCUGUUACACUGCUACGCUGGUCUUUAUUUAUUUUGAACUAUAAUAGCUCAAUAUUGUUGUAUAUAUAAAAUAGUUUUUAUAUUAUAUUUAUGUUGUAUAGGAACAAGCCAUUCCACUGCUGGGGACUCUUGAUUUUAUCUCUGUCCUAAAUUAUUUGUUAAUUCUUGAAUUUCAAUUAAAAAAAAUUAUUUUAUAUA